GACAUCAACACGACAUGAGCAUGAGAGCAUGAGCAUGAAGUGAAAAGACCACCAGGACGACACAGGAUUACAUCCUUCAUAGCUUCACAUCAGCAUUAAGCCUGUUCAUACUCGCCAAACACCAAACGAAACCAUCCGGCUCAGAGCCUCGUCGAAAAUGGCGCCCCCAAAGCGCUGGCCCGCGCCCAUCCACGUCUUCUCCUACCGCGCCCUCCUGGUGGUGCCCGUCAUCCUCGCCAUCGCGACAUUCGUCUCCCUCUUUGUCCACUCGGACGUGAACGUCGCCCUCCUCUACUCGCAAUGUGACGCCCGCGCCCGCCUGCCGGCCAUCAGCAAGGUCCCCGUCCUCGGCCCGCCCGCCUGCUUCGCCGUCAGCUUCUUCCAGAACGCGCUCGGCUCCGUGCGGACCUUCGCGAGCAUGGCCGCCGUCCUGUCCUUCAUCGCCGGCCUCAUGACCGUCACCACUGUCGAGGCCGCGCGCGUCUGCAACGCGCCCAACAUCCUCAUCGCCAACCCGACGGGUCCCUGGCUGGUCUUCAACCUGCUGGGCGGCGCGGUGGUGUGGCAGCUCGUCAUCAUCCCGGCCUUCUUCCACCGCUCGCGCUCCAUCCUGCUCGCGCGCAAAAAGGCCGGCCAGGACGUCGUCGAGAGCGCGGCGUCGAAAGACCCCGACUUCGGCAAGGACUCGCGCCAUCUCGUCGUCGACUCGGAGAUCAUCGCCAUCCCUGUCAGCGUCGCGUGGGGCUUCGUCUUGCCGUCCAUCCUCAUGCUCAUCUACAACUCGCCCAUCACCAUCGCCAUCUGGCUCGUUUUCCCCAUCUGGGUGUCCCUCAUCCGUCAAGGCGUCCGAUGGAUCGUUUUGCGGCUGCAGAGGCGCCAGCACCGCAGUUUCCAUCUCGAGUCUCACACGGUCUCGCUUCUGCUCGUCUACAUCGUCCCCAUCCUCUGCUCCGCUGUAUCUCAUGUUUACCUCAUCUGGAGCCUCUUCCAGUGGGACGACAGAAAAGAGAUGACGCGUUCAACCAUCAAGUAUGUCGAAAUCGACGCCUUCUUCAUCGGGUUGACCGUCCUGUACUGGAUUUUUGUCGAGACUGGGUGGCGGGUUCCCUUGGUGGCGGUUCUUGUUGCUGUUCCCCUAGGCCCGGGUGCCGGUGUCUGUAUUGCUUGGAUCUAUAGGGAUAACCAAAUUCGUGAGCAUCUCAAGCACUGGUUGUCUGACAUCGUCGGUAGCGAAGAGGCCAAUGAAGAGGGUAGAACCCCAGCAGAUGAAGAAACACCUUUACUCAACUGAGCAGAAACGCUUCGAUUACGGUAUACUGGAAUGGGGUGGUAUGGCUUAUGAGGGCCACAAGGAGGAAAGGAUCAUAGGAUCCACUUAGCUUUCGGAUUUUUAGAUCCGAUUAUGUAUAAUAGAUAGGAUUAGCCUAGCUAGACAGCAGGACUUAUUAGAAUUAUUAGCAGACAUUAGAAUUAUUUUUUACACCUUUGCUUACACUUUCUAA
Colletotrichum destructivum is the source of this 1502-nucleotide messenger RNA. RefSeq lists its product as uncharacterized. NCBI's taxonomy places the organism in Eukaryota, Fungi, Ascomycota, Sordariomycetes, Glomerellales, Glomerellaceae. Bases 158 to 1291 code for a protein of 377 amino acids. The transcript has a single exon. The record is from RefSeq and is a predicted model, not a curated record.